UCAAAUACCUCCCGCUUCUGGACAACAGCAACAACAGCUACAAUAACAACAACAACAACAACAACAACAACUAAAAGAGACAAAUAGGCACCAAACGCGCCGGUGAAGCUUUUUGUUGUAAUGUGUUUGUGUGACUUCCAGCGGGUCUGACUAAGAACCCGGAUGUGAGGAGUAACUGCCCGUUCGGCUGCUAACGUUAGCCGCGUUAGCUCGCUAGCUAGCUCGCUAACACGAUACAACCUCUUCUCCACCGCUGAUAUCAAGUUGUAUUUUGAUUGCGUCAAAUAUCGAUGGAUUCACAACUCAUUGACAGCAUUCAUAUUCAAUAUAUAUAUAUAUAUAUAUAUAUAUAUAUAUAUAUAUAGUUGAUGUAUUUUGCAGUGAUAUAACCAGCUUUCACUGCCUAGAUUAGUUAUUGCUAAAUAACGGAGUGAAACGUCCGAUGUUGGGUUCAUCGUGAACCAUGUGGUUUAUGUUGUUAUGAAGAGACACGCGAGGUCCAACGGUUAUUGUAGACAUGUGAGUACUGAACAAAAACGAUCUCAAAUGAGCAGCGGUCGAUCAAAUAACAUGAUGUGUUUAUUGUUGUUAUAUUCCUGAGCACUUAAAGAACUGUACCACCAAGAAGAUGACGAAGAUGAGCGCUCCCGUCACCUUGAACGUGGGCGGCCGCCUGUACACCACCAGUCUGUCCACGCUGCAGCGCUACUCGGACUCCAUGCUGGGCGCCAUGUUCCGGGGGGAUUUCCCCACGACGCGCGACUCCCAGGGGAACUACUUCAUCGACCGCGACGGGACGCUCUUCAGGUACAUCCUGAACUUCCUGCGCACGUCCGAGCUCACGCUCCCGCUGGACUUCGCGGAGACGGACCUCCUGAGGAAAGAGGCGGACUUCUACCAGAUCGAACCUUUGAUCCAGUGCCUCAACGACCCCAAGCCUCUGUACCCGCCCGACAUAUUCGAGCAGAUCGUGGAGCUCUCCAGCACCCGCAAACUGUCUAAAUAUUCCAACCCGGUGGCCGUCAUCAUCACGCAGCUCACCAUCACCACGAAGGUCCACGGCCUGCUGGAGGGCGUCUGCAACAACUUCACCAAGUGGAACAAACACAUGAUGGACACCAGGGACUGCCAGGUGUCGUUCACCUUCGGACCGUGCGACUACCACCAGGAGGUGUCCCUCAGGGUUCAGCUCAUGGACUACAUCAUGAAACAGGGCUUCACCAUCCGCAACACGCGCGUGCAUCACAUGAGCGAGCGCGCCAACGAGAACACGGUGGAGCACCACUGGACUUUCUGCAGACCGGCGCACAAAGUCGAGGACUGAAUCUCAGCGGGCGACAUCGCCGUUUGGUUUGUCUCCGUUAUUUGAUCUGUUUUGGGAGUGCGGCACCAAUAAGGUUUUGUUUUUUACCUCCUUAUUUUGAUGAAUAGGGUUCAGUGGCACAGGACUCAAACGUCCACACAGAAAGCAUGAAAACAAUGAAAAUGUGAAUUAUUUGAUUAUAAUUAUUUGUUUCCCAUGUCGUCGGGGUGCAAGAACACUUUACUUGAGCUCCCACUACUUAUUUGCAGGGUUCGUACGGUCAUGGAAAACCUGGAAAAGUCAUGGAAUUUUAAAAUGGUUAUUUCCAGGCCCGGAAAAGUCAUGGGGGAAAAAAACUAAAUCAUAAAAGUUUUGGAAAAGUCAUGGAAAUUUGUUAUAAUCACAUGUUCAUUUACGGCGAGUUUGAAAUAACUUGUGUUUUUUUGAAGAAAGACGCUCAAAAUAUAAGCCGGCAGACGCUAUCAAUACAUGACUGUCUCAGAAAAUUAGAAUAUUGUGAUAAAGUUCUUUAUUUUCUGUAAUGCAAUUUAAAAAAACAAAUGUCAUGCAUUCUGGAUUCAUUACAAAUCAACUGAAAUAUUGCAAGCCUUUUAUUCUUUCAAUAUUGCUGAUUAUGGCUUACAGCUUAAGAAAACUCAAAUAUCCUAUCUCUAAAUAUUAGAAUAUCAUGAAAAAGUAUACUAGUAGGGUAUUAAACAAAUCACUUGAAUCGUCUAAUUAACUCGAAACACAUUUUCAAAUGUUUGAUUUUGUUUUGCUGUUAUAAAUCUUUUUUUUACUUGGUCUGAGGAAAUAUUCAAAUUUUAUGAGAUAGGAUUUUAGAGUUUUCUUAAGCUGUAAGCCAUAAUCAGCAAUAUUAAAAGAAUAAAAGGCUUGCAAUAUUUCAGUUGAUUUGUAAUGAAUCCAGAAUGCAUGACAUUUUUGUUUUUUUAAUUGCAUUACAGAAAAUAAAGAACUUUAUCACAAUAUUCUAAUUUUCUGAGACAGUCCUGUACGCAACAUUUUCUAAAUUGUUCAUGUUUAUACCGAGAUUUCAGUUUGGUCAUGGAAAUUUGGUUAAAAUUCAUGGAAAAGUCUUGGAAAUCCACUGGUCAAAGUGUGUAAGAACCCUGUAUUUGACAUUACUAGAUCUGGGAUCUCUGGGAUGUCAAAAAACGCAAUUCUUAUUAUUCCGUUUGUAUUUAUUAUGAACACUAUUAUACCCAAACAAUGCUAAAGAUCCGGGUAAGUAGAGGUUUUCUUUUGUAUUUUUGAUAUAAUGUGGUUACAGUACCUGCAUCUGUUUAUUUCAAAGUCAGCAAUAAAGUGGUUGAACAGGU
Molecule: messenger RNA, 2643 nt
Organism: Pseudoliparis swirei
Lineage: Eukaryota; Metazoa; Chordata; Actinopteri; Perciformes; Liparidae
Gene: kctd6b
Product: potassium channel tetramerization domain containing 6b
Exons: 2
Coding region: 629-1324 (231 amino acids)
Biological process (GO): protein homooligomerization
Molecular function (GO): protein binding
Source: RefSeq, a predicted model, not a curated record